This is a messenger RNA of Trachymyrmex cornetzi, 202 nucleotides long. RefSeq names its product multidrug resistance-associated protein 4-like. The transcript is spliced from 2 exons. The record is from RefSeq and is a predicted model, not a curated record. Lineage: Eukaryota; Metazoa; Arthropoda; Insecta; Hymenoptera; Formicidae. Bases 14 to 202 code for a protein of 62 amino acids.
ACUCAACACCGUUAUGGACAGCGAUCGUAUCUUGGUGAUGGACGCCGGAAACGUGGUGGAAUUAGAUCAUCCUCACAUGCUGCUGCAAAAAGACACGGGUUACCUGAAGAGCAUGGUGCAGGAGACCGGCAAGGCGAUGGCGGAGAUUCUGGCUUCCGUCGCUCAUAACUGCUAUCAGAAUCGUGGAAUUACGGCGUUUUGA